Talaromyces rugulosus is the source of this 996-nucleotide messenger RNA. RefSeq lists its product as uncharacterized. The transcript has 2 exons. NCBI's taxonomy places the organism in Eukaryota, Fungi, Ascomycota, Eurotiomycetes, Eurotiales, Trichocomaceae. Bases 1 to 996 code for a protein of 331 amino acids. The record is from RefSeq and is a predicted model, not a curated record.
AUGCCCGCGCCAGAUAACAGCAAUAACAUUAACGCCCAGGCUGUCGAUAUCAGCCCGAGGAAUCGCCAGUCCGAGGAUAGCACGUCGCAGAACUCGCUGACUCGGACCGUUUCGUGGUCGAGCAAUCUUCCUACCCCGCAGAACAGUCCGUCCCGCGGGAGAGAAAACAACAGCCCCUACAGCAGAAGAAACAACAUGACGGCUGUGAAUGAGGAGACGCCUAUAGUAAACAAUAACUCGCCGAUUGUACGGGACUACCAGUCGACAGACAACCUGUCGAGGGAUACGACGAGUAACGCAGCUCAAAGCGGGCAGCAAAAUGGGCAACAAACCGGACAACUGAGUCGACGACGGUCACGACCGGACAGCACUCUAACCAGACAAGAUACCGCCAAUGAUGACGAUGGUGAAGAUGAUGAUGGCCCACAGCAGUCGUGGCAUCGACGCUUCGCCGACAAGUACGGGGCGUUGGAGCUGGACAAUAAAGGCAGUGUCGCACGCGACCAUCUUGCAUUGGAACGAACAUUCCUCGCCUGGCUACGCACGUCACUCGCCUUUGCAUCCAUUGGCAUUGCCGUAACCCAACUAUUCCGUCUCAACAGCUCCAUCACACCCAAACCCGACCACCAAACCUCAUCCGACUCACUAAACCCCAACGCCGACGUCAACCCUAUUCUACCCAUCGAUCAGGGCUCUUCAUCCUCGCUCCUCGAACUCCUCCUCCUCACUCCUUCUGCUACCGACAGCAGCGGCGGACCCAACGACACCCGCCUACGCAACGUCGGCAAACCGCUCGGCGCGACCUUCAUUGCCAUUGCCAUUUUGAUCCUUUUGAUUGGUUUCCACCGCUAUUUUCAGGCUCAAUACUGGAUUGUGCGCGGCAAGUUCCCGGCGAGUCGUGGCAGUGUUGCGCUUGUCACGUUUGUUGCCGCGGGGUUGAUUGUGUCCAGUCUAGUAGUGAUCCUUGCGAUUGCGCCGACGUCUUUGGAGCGAUAG